GUCACGUGGAGCCUUUAAACUCGCGCCAUUUUCUGUGCAGGCUCUAUUCUUCCGCAGCCGGCGUCGCGUUCUGCUCUGUUUCUUUGUGUUCGAGAAAAACAGGUGAUUCAACAUGUCUGACGAGGGAAAGCUCUUCAUUGGUGGUCUGAGCUAUGAUACCACAGAGCAGUCCUUGGAGGAGGCAUUCUCCAAAUAUGGAUCAAUUGCCAAAGUUGAUGUCAUCAGGGACCGUGAGACCGACCGCUCCAGAGGCUUUGGCUUUGUUACAUUUGAAAAUCCAGAGGAUGCAAAGGAUGCCAUGGCUGCAAUGAAUGGAAAGUCUGUUGAUGGCCGCAUGAUUCGUGUUGAUGAAGCUGGCAAAUCUGGUAGACGGUCCGGUGGCUUCAGAGGCGGUUCUGGAGGUGGCAGGGGGUUCUUCAGGGGUGGUAGAGGUGGAGGAGGAUACGGUGGUGACAGGAGCUUUGGUGGCGAUAGGGGCUAUGGCGGAGGUGACCGAUCCUACGGUGGUGGCGAUAGAGGCUAUGGUGGAGGAGAGAGAAGCUAUGGUGGAGGUGACCGAUCCUACAGCGGGGGUGGUGGUGGUGGAUAUUCCAACAGGAGUGGUGGAUACUCUGGUGGCAGCGGCGGUGGAUACAGGGAUAAUAGGAGUCAGGGGGGAUAUGACCGUUCUGGCGGAUCCUACAGAGACAGCUAUGACAGCUACGCUUCACACGAGUAAAAAAAAAAAUCCUGAUUGCAAGAUCAUCGCUUCGCUGGCUGUAUUUAAAAAGAUGCGCUCUUGGAAGACUUUUUUAUUUUUAUUUUCUUUACGUUUUGUGUUCUGGUUCAAAUGUUCUAUUAAAGACAGACUCCUUUUUUUACCGUGUCAAGUAUCCACAGGAUGUUCCUCUCAUUGAGGAGCUGCCUAAUGUCCAUGAGCAUUCAGUUACUGUAAGAGUUUCAAGUUCUGUGAGGCUACCUGUAUCUGCCAUUUUAUCUUGCGAUUGUGUUAUAGAUGCUCAGAGGUUUGAAAUUGCCCUUUUGUUGUUUUGUUUUUUGUUGUUUUGUUUUUUUAGUAUGUGUUUAAGAAACUGUCUCUGAAACCAUGCGUGAAAAUUAACCUGUCCAACACAGCCUGAUAGCUUCUAAAACCAAUUUCCUCAAAGAUUUUUGGACCAAUUUCUUAAUAUCGGCUCAUUGAAAGUGCUUAGGUGGGCAUUUGCAUUUAAACUAUUUUAAAACGGCAGUUUCGCCACAAGAAAAUAUUCUAAUCUGAUCCUCCAAUAGAAGCUUGAUAAGCUGUGAUGUGUUCUUUAUGGCUCUUUGCCGCCUCCAUUUUGUGAUGCAUUCCUUUAGUGAAGCAAGGCAGGCAUGUUGCAUUGGAGUUGACUCCAGCAAACCUCCUUGAUAUUGCUAAAGAUUUGUAAAUAUUCAUUAUCCAAAGAGUAAACCACUGAAUUGGGUCAUUCCACCUCACAUUAGGAGUGAUGGCCCAGGGUACUUUACUCUUUGUGCAGUCUAAAUUUACUUUUUAAAGUAUGCUCUACUGUGGACUGAACUUGUCCUCUUAAAUGUCAAGAAUCUGUUCCUCCCUGGAAAGAAAUGUGCUCUGUUCUGUAUAUCAACGCCUCAGAAUCCCUUUUUUCUUUUUGUAUUAAUCUGGCUUCAUGAAGCCCAUUAAAAAAUGGUUGGAAAAUGCUCUUUCGUUUGCAUUCGAUAUUUAAAAAGCUCCAUAUAAACCAGAUGAAUGUCUUGGAGUGGCUAGCUGGGGAUUUAGCAUUUGGGAUCUUAAAUAUUUUUCAUUAGGCAAAUACAACUUAGUAUUAGAUAAGCAAACAAACAAAGAUGAUAUGGCAAGCAAUGGUUCUGUGUAAUGCUUCAUUGGAUCCAAGAGUUCUCUGCUAGCAAUUACGGAAAUCAUCAAUGUCCUUGGAGAAUGAAGUGUUGUGCCUUCCGACUCAAGAAUCCUGAGAUGAAAGCUGCUCUCUUGACUAGGUCAAUUGUGGAGAUAGGCCUGUAAUGUGAGGUAAAACCUUUUGCUCUCCUGUACGCAUUCUACAACCGUUCUCAUUGUCCAUGUUUUCUUCGAAUGUUGCCUCGACCAGUGACUAUCUCCAGAAUCUGUUCAGUCCUGAUCCACAACCUAAGAAACACUUCCUGUUCCCUGUU
This is a messenger RNA of Sinocyclocheilus anshuiensis, 2148 nucleotides long. It is a transcript of the gene cirbpb, whose product is annotated as cold inducible RNA binding protein b. The transcript is spliced from 7 exons. Gene Ontology annotation, molecular function: RNA binding. The record is from RefSeq and is a predicted model, not a curated record. NCBI's taxonomy places the organism in Eukaryota, Metazoa, Chordata, Actinopteri, Cypriniformes, Cyprinidae. Bases 113 to 718 code for a protein of 201 amino acids.